Messenger RNA from Brettanomyces bruxellensis, 4962 nucleotides. RefSeq lists its product as uncharacterized. Gene Ontology annotation, molecular function: ATP hydrolysis activity; ATP binding; ABC-type peptide transporter activity. The record is from RefSeq and is a predicted model, not a curated record. Gene Ontology annotation, cellular component: fungal-type vacuole; fungal-type vacuole membrane. NCBI's taxonomy places the organism in Eukaryota, Fungi, Ascomycota, Pichiomycetes, Pichiales, Pichiaceae. Bases 1 to 4962 code for a protein of 1653 amino acids. Gene Ontology annotation, biological process: transmembrane transport. The transcript has a single exon.
AUGCACAACUGCUCAGCAGUGUGGGUCUGGGACGACUUCACGCCAUGUGCCCGGCACGUGUACAUCGAGCAGUACGUUUACGGGGCGUUUUUGGCGGUGGCGGUGGCAGUUUUGGCGGUGGAGACGGUGCGGUGUGCGAGGAGGAAGACCGGGCACCCGGUGAAGGUUGGCACGGAGGAGGAGCCGCUCGUGGGGGAGUCGGCGGUGCAGCCGGGGUAUACCGGGGAGGAGGAAGAAGAAGAAGAAGAAGAAGAAAGUAAAAAGUUGACGGCCUCGCAGAAACACUUCGACAUGAGCAAAAUCCGGCCGUACCGGGAGGACGGGCAGCCGAUGGGCAGCCGGCGGGUGGUGUUCCGGGGCCGGUGGGAGCGGGCGAAGGUGGUGGUGGACGAGGUGCUCGUGGUGGCCCGGGUGGGGCUGCAGAUGGCGGCGGUGGUGGACCCCGUGGUGGCCCGGGAGUGGCAGGCGUACCGCGGGGCGUUGUACGUGGGCACGGCGUACUGGGUGUUCAUUUUGGCGGUGACGUCGGCCCGGCUGGUGCACGUGUCACGCGGGGUGAGCCGGCGGGUGCCGGACUUGUGGUGGAUCACGUUUGUGCUGUACCAGGCGGGCUGGGUGGUCUCGACGGCUCUUUUCCGGAGCGCGGUGCUGGGCCACGCGGUGAACGGCCGGGCGAGGGCGUGGUACGCGGUGCAGUACGCGGUGGACACGGCGUUGGCGGUGAACAGUGGCACGUGCCGGUUCAGCGACCGGCCGGCGGUCGUCCUGGAGGAGCAAGGUGUGGAACCCUCGCCCGAGGUGCACUCGUGCUUCUUCAGCAUCGCCACGUACGCGUGGAUCGACCGCAUGAUCUUCGUGGCCAACCGGAGGCCCAUCUCCAUGAAUGACGUGUGGGGGUUGCGAUUCGACGAUUACGCGUACCCCGUGUUGAAGAGGUUCCACGAGACGGUGAGGUACCACCGGUUCGCACUCGACUUGUUCAACCAGUUCAAGUACUACUUGCUGUGGCAGGCCCUGUUGACGUCGGCGGAGGCGUUUGUGGUUUUCGUGCCGUCUGUUUUGUUGAAGCGGAUCUUGGAGUACGUGGAGUCACCGGAUGCGGUGCCCGGCAGCAUGGCCUGGCUGUACGUGGGGCUGAUGCUGGUGUCCGGCGUGGCCACCGCGGUGAUGGACGGCCGGGGGCUUUUCUUGGGCCGCCGGGUGUGCACGCGGAUGAAGGCCAUCAUCAUCGGGGAGAUCUACGCGAAGGCGUUACGGCGGCGGCUGACGGGGGACAGCGAGGAAGAGAAUGAGGAGGAGAAUGAGAAAGAUGGAGAGGACGAGAAAGACCCCUCGGUCACAAAAUCAAGAGACACCGGAUCCAUCAUCAACCUCAUGGCCGUGGAUGCCUUCAAGGUGUCCGGCGUGUGCGGGUACUUGCACUACUUCGUGAACUCGGUGGUGAUGACGGCGUUCGCGGUGUUCUUGCUCUACCGGUUGAUGGGCUGGCCGGCCCUCAUGGGCUCCCUGACCAUCAUCCUCCUUCUGCCCGUGAACUACCACUUGAGCAUGCGGCUCGGCCGGUACCAGAGCGAGAUGUUGAAGGUGACGGAUGCCCGGAUCCAGAAGUUGAACGAGACCUUCCAGAGCAUCCGCAUCAUCAAGUUCUUCUCGUGGGAGCGGAAGUUCGAGCACGACAUCCUGGGCAUCCGGGAGCGCGAGUUGGCCUGCUUGCGUAGCAGGUGCAUCGCCUGGGUCCUGGCCUCCUUCGUGUGGAUGGUCACCCCGACGGCUGUGUGCUUGGUGGCCUUCUACUGCUACACGGUGGUUCUCGGCCGGCCAUUGACCACCCCCGUGGCUUUCACCGCCUUGUCGCUCUUCAACCUCUUGCGUGCACCCUUGGACCAGUUCGCGGACAUGCUCUCGAACGUCGUGCAGUCCAAGGUGUCGCUUGACCGGAUCGAGGCCUUCUUGAACGAGCCCGAGUGCUCCAAGUAUGCCCAGCUCAGCCCGCAUGUUGCAUCUGGUCCCGAUUCCCCCGUCAUCGGCUUCCGGAACGCCACUUUCUCCUGGUCCUCCCACUCGAAGAACACCUUUCUGCUCCGUGACUUGUGCAUUGACUUCCGGCUCGGCCAAUUGAACGUCGUCAUCGGCCCCACGGGGUCGGGCAAGAGCUCCCUGUUAUUGGCUCUCUUGGGCGAGAUGGACCUCGUCCGGGGCCGCGUGUUUCUACCGGGCUCCACGCCACGUGACGAGCUCUGCCCCAACCCGGUCACCGGGCUCACCGAGUCCGUCGCCUACUGCUCGCAGACCCCCUGGUUGCUCAACGGCACCGUGCGGGACAACAUCCUCUUCGCCGCCCGCUACGACGCGGCCCGCUACCGGGCAGUGGUCCGGGCCUGCGGCCUCCACCGGGACCUCGCCAUAUUGCCGGCCGGAGACCUCACUGAGGUCGGCGAGAAGGGCGUCACGCUAUCAGGCGGCCAGAAGCAGCGGGUGUCCUUGGCCCGGGCCUUGUACUCCCAGGCUGCCUACGUGCUCUUGGACGAUUGCUUGUCUGCCGUCGAUUCCCACACUGCAGUCUACAUUUACGAGCAAUGCAUCACGGGGGAGCUCAUGGCCAACCGUACGUGCAUCUUGAUUUCCCACAACGUGUCUCUCACUGUUCGUCAGGCUGCCUGGGUUGUGGCCAUGGACAACGGCCGGGUUCGAACCCAGGGCACCGUUGACCAGCUUCUGGAGGACGGUGAGUUUGACGAUGAGACUGUUUCUAGUGUUAUGGCGUCACGGUCUAACUCGUGUGUUGAUCUUAGUAGGUGUGAUGUAGGUGAUGGGGCUGAUGCAGCUGAUAUAGCUAUUACAGCUGCUAAGGGAGCUACUGAUAUACCUAAUACAGCUGCUAAAGGAGCUACUGAUAUAGCUGAUACAGCUACACAGAAUACUCAAAAUAUACAAAACACCCCCCCAAAACUCAUCGAGGAAGAAACUAAGUCCGACGGUGCCGUCAGCCUCUCCGUCUAUAAAGCUUACUUCCACUUCUUCGGCACUAAACGAACCUGGCUGCUCUUGUUCAUCGCCUUCGUCGGCUCCCAGAUCGUCUACGUCCUCCAAUCCUACUGGCUUAGAGUCUGGUCGAUGGCCGAGUCGAAACGCGCCGCUUCGGUGGUCCACACGUUGCUUGCUGCCGGCGUGCGUCAAUCGACGCGUCUGCUUCACUCCGUCGCGUCGAUCGACUGGCACCGCCCCCUCGUCGCCUCGCCCCUCUCUGUACACAUCUACUCCACCACCACCACCACCACCCCCCACUCCAGCAUGUACUAUAUCGCCAUCUACACGGUCAUCGGCUCCGUGUACUCGGCACUCGGCUCGCUGAGGAUCAUCAUCACGUUUUUCUGCAACAUCCGGGUGUCCAGGCAGAUGUUCCGGCUUCUAUUGGACCGCGUUCUGCGUGCCAAGCUCCGCUUUUUCGACUCCACACCGCAGGGACGGCUCAUGAAUCGGUUCUCGAAGGAUAUCGAGGGCAUAGACCAGGAGUUGGGCCCCGUCAUGGAGGGUGCAGUGGUCAUGCUGAUAUCCUGCAUCUCUACAAUCGUCGUCAUCACGUUGAUCACACCGGCAUUCAUCGUGUUUGCCGUGGUCAUCCUGAUCCUGUACACGCGGGUCGGCACGUACUACUUGAACCUCUCGCGGGACUUGAAGCGGUACGAAUCCAUCACACGGUCUCCUAUCCACCAGCAUUUCACAGAAACACUAAACGGCGUGGCAACCAUCCGUGCAUACUGCGAUGAGAGCCGGUUCAUGGUCCAGAACAUGCUCCGGAUUGACACCAACAACCGACCCUUCUUCUACGUGUGGUUGAACAACCGCUGGUUGGCAAUGAGGGCCGACAUCAUUGGUUCUGCAGUCUCUUUCCUCUCUGCCGCCUUGGCAGUUGCUGCUGCCCGCAAUAUCGACUCUGGUCUGGCCGGUAUCUCUCUCUCUUUCGCCGUCACUUUCAACGACAGUGCUCUCUGGCUCAUGCGAACAUACGCUGAGGUGGAGAUCAACAUGAAUUCCGUCGAAAGAAUCCAGGAGUACAUCGAGGGAACCGACCAGGAGCCGCCGGCACACACGGAACACGACCCGCCGGCAUCCUGGCCCGAAAACGGCCACAUCCAGGUCCACGACUUGUCCAUCAGGUACGCCCCGGGACUCCCCAAAGUGCUAGAUGGGGUUUCCUUCGAUGUCCGGGCCGCGGAGAAGAUCGGAAUCGUCGGCCGGACCGGAGCAGGCAAAUCUACCAUCAUCCAGUCCUUCUUCCGGUUUGUCGACCCGGACUCGGGCUUCAUCAAGAUCGAUGGCAUCGACAUCUGCUCGAUUGGUCUUUCUCCACUUCGCAGAGGCUUGACCAUCAUCCCACAGGACCCAACCUUGUUUGCCGGCACCUUGAGGUCCAACUUGGACAUCUACGGCCAGUACUCGGACGCAGACAUGUACCAGUCGCUCCGCCGGGUUAACUUGAUUUCCAACUCCGAGUACUCGCUCUUGGCUGGCACUAGGGGUGUCGUUACCGACUCCGGUGUCAAUAAAAACAAGUUUUUCGACUUGGACGGCCUGAUCGCCGAGGGUGGCUCCAACUUGUCCCAGGGUGAGAGGCAGUUGGUCUGUUUGGCCAGGGCCUUGCUCAAAUCUCCCAAGAUAUUGAUGCUAGACGAGGCCACUGCCUCCAUAGACUACGAUUCCGAUGCAAAGCUCCAGAACACCAUUCGUGAGGAGUUUUCCACCAGCACCAUCAUCACAAUUGCACACAGACUCAAGACUAUCAUCGACUACGACCGUAUCUUGGUCUUGGAUGCUGGAAUGGUCAAGGAGUUCGAUUCUCCCUAUGCCUUGAUCCAAAACCACGACUCGCAGUUCCGGUCCAUGUGCGUCGACACUGGCGAGUUUGAUGAGCUUGCCAGACUUGCCAAGGAGGCGUUUGUUGCAGCAGGGGGGAGUAAUUAG